This is a messenger RNA of Magallana angulata, 1176 nucleotides long. RefSeq lists its product as uncharacterized. The coding region runs from base 207 to 644 and encodes 145 amino acids. The record is from RefSeq and is a predicted model, not a curated record. NCBI's taxonomy places the organism in Eukaryota, Metazoa, Mollusca, Bivalvia, Ostreida, Ostreidae. The transcript has 4 exons.
CAAAAUCCCUUCAUGACGUCUGUCAUCACUUAAACACACUUUAUUCCUUCAACGCCCCGCCUCGUUUUUUUCAGAUUCCAAAGAACCCACUGUUUACUCUUUUAAUUACAUUGCAAUGCCACGAUUUGAAAUCAUAGAAGAGGGUUAAGGACGCCAGUACGAUGACCGGCCUGUCAUCGUGUUGAGUAACCACAAGGGAAAAAACCAUGAAGAGGGAGAUUUCUGCCGUUGACAGAGAAAAUAUCGCUGACGAGGCUGUCCCCAUCAGUAAGCCACUUCAUGAAGACCAAAUCAAUGAUCAACAAAUUCCCAGAGCAGUUUCAUGUACAAUUUUUACCUGUGCAAGCAGCGAGAUACCAGAUGAUCAUUUAUCAAAAAUGAAUGAUGGAAAGCAUGUAUAUGGUGCAAACUGCAUAAAAGGCUGGAUCCCACUUGCAGUCAUCAUUGCAUUAACUACCGCUUCCGUCUUGUAUGGAAUUGCCGACAUAAUCAAAAUGUCUCAUCGUCAACACAAGGCUUUACCAGAGGGGACCAAUCUUAACCUCAGUUUACAGUCUGUGAAUAGAAGCGUUAUGCUAUGGACAAGACAAAUGUUGUCGACACAUAGCAUUCGUCAUAAAGACCAAUCCAAUUGGACUCCCUGAAACCACAUUCAACGGUACAAAACAUCUACACAGUUGUGACAUUGUUGUAAAAAUUCCAUUAUCAAUCUUAUCACAAACACUGCAUCUGUGUUUUGAACGGGUGUCUGAACAAUGCAAAGGCAGUGAUUUGUAAAAUAUUUCAUCAUGACUUGUGUGUCUGAAGAUGGCCACCAUGAUUUUUAUCAUUUUGUCUUUAAAACAUCAAGUAAAACCGCAACUUAGGUUAAAAGUACCUCAAAGAAGCAGAGUUUUUAUUAAACUCGUAACAAAAUUAUCUUAAGUACAAAAAAAUACAAAAAAUAAUCGAAUUAUUCUUGGCCCGACUUGACAAAAUCCGAACGAUUUUAAGUAUGAAUUAACAAAAAUAUUAACGAUUUAAACAAUCGCAACUUCUCGGGCCUUUCCGGCAAGCUCGGAAAAACACCUCGAAUGUAUUAACAUCACCGGAUGUUAGAAUUUUAUACAAAAUGGAGUCGCUUCCCAUUAAAAUAAGUAUCGGUUAGACAGUCUUGUGUGUCGCUUCUUUGUUAUA